Molecule: messenger RNA, 2007 nt
Organism: Penicillium malachiteum
Lineage: Eukaryota; Fungi; Ascomycota; Eurotiomycetes; Eurotiales; Aspergillaceae
Product: putative C6 transcription factor (OTam)
Exons: 3
Coding region: 1-2007 (668 amino acids)
Biological process (GO): DNA-templated transcription
Cellular component (GO): nucleus
Molecular function (GO): DNA binding; zinc ion binding
Source: RefSeq, a predicted model, not a curated record
AUGGCUACGGUCAUUACUAUUCAGCCUUCUUCUACGGGCUCCGCCUAUUCCAAUCUCCCGGAUCUCCGACCCCAGUCCAUUUCGACUUCCAAUUUGUCCUCGCCUAUCUCCACCAAUUCAUCCUUGCCCGUGUUCAACGGGAUGGAGCCAGUUGUGACGCUUGUCUCCGAUUGUACCUUUACCUUGACGGCUGGUCCGGAGGUCCCUAACAAUUUGAAGAAAAGAAAGCUGUCUAAUGAAGUUCAGGAAGUGGAAUCAAUUAAACGACCAUCCACUGUCCAGUCAACAGCCCAUGAAGUCGUCGCUCGUCCAGGUCAUUGUCACGCCAUGAUCCGUCCGGGUUUCUUCAAUCAAACUACUCAACAUAUUGGCAUGACCACCGAGUUGGAACCUGCAUUACUGGAAUUCUUACCAUUAGACGAAUACGACGAAUUCUCUGUGUCCGCCGCUCGCAUUCGGAGGUGCGCAGACGAUUGUACCUUCAUGCGCGUGGUUAACACUGUUCCCAUCGGUGACUCGCAGGCCGUGUCACUUGAUGCCAUUGAGAGCCUGGUUGCUCCAUAUGGUUCAACUUUGAUUGAGAAAUUCUUCGAACAUGUUCACCCUUCUUUUCCCAUCUUGAUGGAAGAUGCUUUCCGUCAAUCAUAUCGUGAACGCCGCACACUUCACCUAUCACCUUUACUUCUUGCUGCCGUAUAUGUAUUGACCUUGAAGUUUGUCGAUGUCGGUGCCUCCUCACAGACGGCACGACGGCCGGAUGCUGCUCGGUUGGAGAGUACGGCGUUGAAAUUACUUGUCGACUCACUACCUUUCCCUAGUAUCUCGACUAUCCAAGCUGGCUUGCUGUUGACCCAAAAAUCAACACUUGCAACUGCUGCACUUAAUGGUCAGCUGGUGACUGCCUGCUUCGAGCUUGGUUUGCACCAGGACUGUUCAAACUGGCGGAUGAAGACUUGGGAGAAGGGAUUACGGAAACGUCUUGCAUGGGCUCUGUAUAUGCAGGAUAAGUGGUCCGCACUUGUUAACGGUCGCCCGUCACAUAUUUUCGCCUUUAAUUGGACAGUGAAGGAUCUUGUGGAGCAGGACUUCUCAGAUGCCUUCCUGUCUGGUACGGGCUCCGCACACGACGAAGGCGUUGUUGGACACGGUCCUCUACUCUUCUGCCACAUGGUGGCACUCACAACUAUACUGUCCGAUAUCCUGGACCGUUUCUACACUCUACAAGCCGCAGAGGAUUUUAACGCCGCUGGUAACCAGCGCACACGCAUUAUUCUGGAAAAGGCCAAGCCCGCCCAGAUCCGCUUGAAGGAGUGGUUCUCAUCACUUCCAGCAUCUCUAAAAAUGGAAUCCUCCAGCGGCGAGCUGGUCGAGACUAUUACAGACGAACACGCCCGCAACGGCGCCCUCCAUCUCGCAUACUUCGCCACCGAAAUCACCCUUCAUCGAUGUAUCGUUCGGUCGCUUGCCACCGACGGCACUGAUGCCUACCUCGCUCAUAUCUGUCGCUCAGCAGCAAAGACCCGACUCAUCUCCGCCAUGGACUUCGUUAACCGUCUCCGCCCUGCUCAUCUACGCUCCUUCUGGCCCGCAUCCGCACGUACCAACUUCUCCCUAAUCGGCUCAUUCGGUAUGCUACUACGCAUCACCGCACCGACUAGCGAAGAGGCCGAGUUCUACCGCGUGCGUCUAUGCGAGUACCGAUGGACACUAGAUGUAAGCCACAAGAACGCGGAGUUCAUGGGUUUCGCAUUGGAGAGUCUCGACAAUGCCAUGGCUCUUCAAACACAUGUUCCAGAGAAACCGAACAUCAACGAAUUAAUGGCUUCUGCGAGCAAGCAACCUUCCCGGUUACCCAUGAUGCACGUCGGAUCAUACGAAGAAGCCAUGAAUGACCCUGAUAGCAUCCCCGGUGGAACUGGAGCUUCUUCAUCCGUUAUCUCUGGUCUCGCCUCUCCAGCUACAUCUGUUAGUGACAUGGAUGAAGGCGAGACUAUGCCACCGCUUUGA